This is a messenger RNA of Tinamus guttatus (white-throated tinamou), 1431 nucleotides long. It is a transcript of the gene LRRC4, whose product is annotated as leucine rich repeat containing 4. The record is from RefSeq and is a predicted model, not a curated record. Gene Ontology annotation, molecular function: protein binding. Gene Ontology annotation, cellular component: postsynaptic density membrane; plasma membrane; glutamatergic synapse. Gene Ontology annotation, biological process: modulation of chemical synaptic transmission; postsynaptic density protein 95 clustering; excitatory synapse assembly. NCBI's taxonomy places the organism in Eukaryota, Metazoa, Chordata, Aves, Tinamiformes, Tinamidae.
UGGUGUGCACGCGCCGCGGGCUGGCCGCCGUGCCGCCCGGCAUCCCCUCCAACACGCGGUACCUCAACCUCAUGGAGAACAACAUCCAGCUGAUCCAGGCGGACACCUUCCGGCACCUGCACCACCUGGAGGUGCUGCAGCUGGGCAGGAACGCCAUCCGCCAGAUCGAGGUGGGCGCCUUCAACGGGCUCGCCAGCCUCAACACGCUGGAGCUCUUCGACAACUGGCUCACGGUCAUCCCCAGCGGCGCCUUCGAGUACCUGUCCAAGCUGCGCGAGCUGUGGCUGAGGAACAACCCCAUCGAGAGCAUCCCCUCGUACGCCUUCAACCGCGUGCCCUCGCUCAUGCGCCUCGACCUGGGCGAGCUCAAGAAGCUGGAGUACAUCUCCGAGGGGGCCUUCGAGGGGCUCUACAACCUCAAGUACCUUAACCUGGGCAUGUGCAACAUUAAGGACAUGCCGAACCUCACGCCCCUCGUGGGGCUCGAGGAACUGGAGAUGUCGGGGAACCACUUCCCCGAGAUCAAGCCGGGCUCUUUCCACGGGCUCAAGUCCCUCAAGAAGCUCUGGAUCAUGAACUCGCAGAUCAGCGCCAUCGAGCGCAACGCCUUCGACGACCUCGCGGCGCUGGUGGAGCUCAACCUGGCCCACAACAACCUCUCGUCGCUGCCCCACGACCUGUUCGCGCCGCUGCGGUACCUGGUGGAGCUGCACCUGCACCACAACCCCUGGCACUGCGACUGCGACAUCCUGUGGCUCUCGUGGUGGCUCCGCGAGUACAUCCCCACCAACUCCAGCUGCUGCGGCCGCUGCCACGCGCCCCUGCACAUGCGGGGCAAGUUCCUGGUGGAGGUGGACCAGACCUCCUUCCAGUGCUCGGCGCCCUUCAUCAUGGACGCCCCCAUGGACCUCAACAUCUCCGAGGGGCGGGUGGCCGAGCUCAAGUGCCGGACUCCUUCCAUGUCCUCCGUGCGGUGGCUGCUGCCCAACGGGACGGUGCUGAGCCACGCGUCGAGCCACCCGCGCAUCUCCGUGCUCAACGACGGCACGCUCAACUUCUCCCACGUGCUGCUCACGGACACGGGCCUCUACACGUGCAUGGUGACCAACGUGGCGGGCAACUCCAACGCCUCGGCCUACCUCAACGUGAGCACGGCCGAGCUCAACACCUCCAACUACAGCUUCUUCACCACCGUCACGGUGGAGACCACCGAGAUCUCCCCGGAGGACGUCUCGCCCAAGUUCACCAAGCCCGUGGGCCGCCGGGGCGUUUGGCGGGGCCCACGGCCGAGGCGGGCGACAAGACAGACCAGCCUGGACGAGGUCAUGCGCACCACCAAGAUCAUCAUCGGCUGCUUCGUGGCGGUGACGCUGCUGGCCGCCGCCAUGCUCAUCGUCUUCUACAAGCUCCGCAAGCGGCACCAGCAGCGCA